Messenger RNA from Thrips palmi, 962 nucleotides. Its product is annotated as exosome complex component RRP40-like. Gene Ontology annotation, cellular component: nuclear exosome (RNase complex); cytoplasmic exosome (RNase complex). The record is from RefSeq and is a predicted model, not a curated record. Gene Ontology annotation, molecular function: RNA binding. The coding region runs from base 103 to 825 and encodes 240 amino acids. The transcript has 2 exons. Lineage: Eukaryota; Metazoa; Arthropoda; Insecta; Thysanoptera; Thripidae. Gene Ontology annotation, biological process: nuclear polyadenylation-dependent rRNA catabolic process; CUT catabolic process; U4 snRNA 3'-end processing.
CAGCGCCUCACGGUGCGAAUAGUGCCGUGUUUGUUUACUUCGUGCAGUGCAGACAGUCAGCCCACGAUUUUGUUUGGUUAAGUCUUCAACCGCACAUCGGAAAUGAUUCCCACAGAAAGCCCUUCGCUCCGAACAGGAGACACUGUGUUGCCCGGUGACGAUGUCACGAGUGCUCUGCGAACUAACGAUGCCCUCAAAGUGGUGCUGGGCCCAGGACUGCGGCGGGAGGGCGGGCAGGUGGUGGCCAGCAGGUCCGGGGUCCUAAGGAUGCCCAAGAACAAUGUGUUUGUUGUGGAAGCUUACCAGAAGCGGUACAUCCCCGUCAAAGACGAGCAUGUUGUGGGUGUGGUGACCAAUGCAGGCAGCGACAUUUUCAGGGUUGACAUUGGUGCAAGUGUGUCGGCAUCCUUGUCAUAUCUAGACUUCGAACAUGCCACGAAGAAAAACCGACCCAACAUCCAGGUUGGAGACGUUGUAUAUGCCAAGCUUUCUACAGCAGGACGUGACAUGGAACCAGAAUUGGUCUGUGUUGAUGCCCAUGGUAAAGCCAACAAGUUAGGAAAAUUAGAAGAUGGUUUCCUUAUCACUUGUAGUUUAAACCUAAUCCGAAAACUCCUGUCUGUUAGCUGUCCCCUUUUAAAGGCCCUAGGUCAAAAGUGGCCUUAUGAAUGUGCUUUUGGUAUGAAUGGUAAAGUAUGGAUUAAGGCCAGGAGUACAAAAGAAACAAUUGCUAUUGCUAAUGCCAUAUAUGAGUCAGAACAUAUGGACAAUGACCAAAUAAAGCAAAUGUGCAUAAAUCUAGGAGUCAUUGUUGACUCUAUAUAAUUGAUGAAGUUUCUAUCUGCACCCUCAGUUUUAAUUUAACCCUUAUAAGAGCUGUUUAAAUUUGUUAAGUGGAGUCUGGUGUAGUGUAUUUAGGGAAAAUCUGUUCUAAAUAAAACAAAACUGGACUAAGUACUGGA